Molecule: messenger RNA, 1033 nt
Organism: Lolium rigidum
Lineage: Eukaryota; Viridiplantae; Streptophyta; Magnoliopsida; Poales; Poaceae
Product: BTB/POZ and MATH domain-containing protein 2-like
Exons: 2
Coding region: 43-1017 (324 amino acids)
Biological process (GO): protein ubiquitination
Molecular function (GO): protein binding
Source: RefSeq, a predicted model, not a curated record
CAUCGCCACCGGCCACCGGCCACCUUCGGCCGCUAGCAAGCCAUGAGCAAGAAAGAUAAGAAGACCGGGCCGGAGACGCAGACGAGGACCACGAUGUUGGGUUCUUCUGUUCAGUUCAGAAUAGACUACGAGCAAACCAAGCAGCUUCCCAUCGGCAAGGCCGUGCACUCCGACGUCCUCUCCGUCGGGGGACACAACUGGAGGAUUGAGUGCUACCCACGUGGGUCACAUGAGGCACACGAGGGCAAGUAUCUUUCCAUAUUCCUCAAGCACAUGAGCAGAACCAGAAGUGUCAAGGCAAUCUUCGAGGCCUUCUUGAUGGACAAGGAUGGCCAACCAUGUACCACAGUUUCAACAAGGUCACGCGCUCGUCAAUUCCCAAAAGAUGAUGAAAGCAAUGACGCCGAUGCCGAUUGGGGAUGGAGUCAGUUUGUUGACAGAACUAUGCUGGAGAAUGACUACGUAACAGAGGGACACAUUACAUUUGUGUGUGGCAUCAUGGUCAUAGAUGACAGCCCUAUUCCCGUGCCGCCGUCUGACAUUGGGAUCCAUUUUGGCCGCUUGCUAGAUCACACGGACGGGAUGGAUGUGUCAUUCACCAUCGACGGCCAGACCUUCCACGCUCACCGUGCAGUGCUUGCUGCCCGCUCACCGGUCUUCAGAGCAGAACUCUUUGGCUCCAUGGCCGAGGCUAGGAUGACAUCCAUCACACUCCACGAAAUCACGCCUGCAACAUUCAAAGUUAUGCUUCGGUUCAUGUACACCGAUGCGUUGCCAGGAGAAGACGAGCUUGGGGACUCUUCCACCGAGAUACUUCAGGAUUUGCUCGUUGCGGCUGAUCGAUAUGCAUUAGACAGGCUGAAGCUCAUGUGUGCCCAAAAGUUAUGGGAUAAGGUGUCGGCAGAUACAGUUGCAACUACCUUAGCUUGUGCUGAAACGCACAAUUGUCAGGAGUUGAAGAGCAAGUGCAUUGACUUCUUGGCAGUGGAGGAAAAUUUCAAAGAGGCCGAUGGUUAGGCAUUGCUUGUUCUGA